Messenger RNA from Priapulus caudatus, 855 nucleotides. RefSeq lists its product as uncharacterized. Bases 1 to 855 code for a protein of 284 amino acids. Lineage: Eukaryota; Metazoa; Priapulida; Priapulimorpha; Priapulimorphida; Priapulidae. The record is from RefSeq and is a predicted model, not a curated record. The transcript has 6 exons.
AUGGCGGAGGACUGCAGCUAUUGGAGUAUGAGACCAACAAACACUACAAGAAAAGACAAGAAAUAUUAUGUGGUGGAAUUUGACGAUGGUGUCGCCGUGGUUUCCUACAGCUGGUUGCGUUCACCCAAUCAGAAAAACCAAGGGUUUACUUGCUACUGGCCAGAUGGUCGAACUUCUAGCCGCAUAAGGAGAAUGGCCAAGGAACAUGCCCCAGUUGACCAGAAGGAGUGGACAAUACAUGAUGUGAGGCUUCUUGCUUCCUCUGAUGAUUGGAAUAGAGUACUAGAGAAGGAGAUCAAGUCCCAGGAAACUUCCUGCAUCGACACGGAAGAAGAGGACAGAAGUCCGAGGAUGGCAAAACGGCAAUCUCGUCCUCCAUCUCGUUUUGAUGAAGAAGAUAGCAUGUCCAUGGACGAGGAGAACCAAAUGCCCGCCACUCAUGUACGUUGCUCGACUGGUGAAGGUUCAUUGACUACCAUGACUACUUCGACUACCUCUAGUGCCAGGAGAUGUUCAACUCCAAAUUUGAGCCUAGUUGAAAGAAGUCCAUCUGUAGAACAUCUUGUCUCACCUCGAGGUAGCAAUACAGGUUUUGAAAAAACAGUUUUGAAAUUGCUGACAGAGUUGUCACUGGAGGGAAAAGAACUGAGGAAACAAGUUGACUACAACUCGUCACUUUUGAUGGAGUUGUCUGUUGCAGGGCAGAACAAGGACACCCCAUUAGAUGUAGAUAUUGAUCUGCCAGUAGCAUUGCCCUUGUUGACACUUGAAGAUGUUCAAACAUUGGAGACAUCCCUGAAAGACCAAGUUUUGACAAAGAAAUUGAUGGAACCCUACACACCCAAAGAUCAAUGA